Clonostachys byssicola is the source of this 351-nucleotide messenger RNA. NCBI's taxonomy places the organism in Eukaryota, Fungi, Ascomycota, Sordariomycetes, Hypocreales, Bionectriaceae. The record is from the annotation of a GenBank genome assembly.
AUGGGAACCGUGGAUAACUGGGAGUGCCAGUCUCCCGCUGCCCCUACCAACACUCGAUCUGCCCGAGUGAACGAUCUUCACUUCGCCGAUGAGGAAUUGGAAGUUGCGGUUCUCUCUGUGCACCCCCGGCCUGCAUCAAAGACUCCAACCAAGCCUUCCGCGAAGGCGAAGGGUAAGCAACGUGCCGCUUCCGAGAUCCUGGCCUCCACGCCCCAGCGAGCUGGGCGCAUUCUUCCUGCUGUUGGCGCGCUCCGAGAGAAGUGGUGCCGCCGAUGCGCGUAUGCUUUCGUCUUCAGCACAAGCACCGGUGGGUGUCAUGAUAACUUGAAGGGCGGCAAGCCAGAGCGUUAA